GCUCCAGCCCAGCCUAGACCCGCCGUUCUCCUCCCCAUCCGGGACGCCGCCGCCACCGCCACCACCGCCGACCCAGAAGCGCUGACCCUCUCCGGAUCUCCCCGUGCGAAGACGAGCACGCCCUUGUGAAUGGUGGGAGCCUGCACGACCUCCUCCUCCUCCGCCUCGCCGCCGCAGCCGGAGAGGCCCUCCUCGUCCGCCUCCUUCCGCGGCUUCGGCUCCUGCAUGCAGGGCUGGUACCACCGCUGCAUCGGCCUCGACCCCUGAACGCCUCGUCGCCAGACGGGCGCGCAACGGGCGCAGAGUUUCUUCGAUUCGAUCCCCCCCUGAUUCUGUUUGGUCUGUGAGCUCUUCUUCCUUGGCGAGAAAACAGAGAGAGAGAGAGAGAGAGAGAGAGAGAGAGAAAAGGGAACAGUUCGUUUGAUUUUGUUGGAUUUGGCCCGAUUUGGCCCUUUCUGUGCCGUCGACGAUGAGACUGGGCAAGGAAGACGCCUACGGCAAGGUGGCGCCGGCCGGGUCCGGCGGCCGAGCACGCAUGCUGGUGACGGUGACCGUGCUCGGUAGCGCCGGGCCGCUGCGGUUCCUGAUCGACGAGGGGGAGACGGUCGCUGGCCUCAUCCGGGCCGCGCUCCGCUGCUACGCGCGCGAGGGCCGCAUGCCUCUGCUCGGUGCCGACGCCGCCGGCUUCCUCCUCUACACCGCCAACGGUGGAUCCGACGCGCUCAACGCCGACGAGAAGAUCUACUUCAACGGCUGCAGAAGCUUCCUGCUCUGGCAGAAGGCAGCGCGCGACGCCGCCGCUAAGGGCGGACGGCCGGAGCUGGCGAAUGUUGCGACCUGUAAGCCCUGCAAGAAACGGGUCGGUGGUUGGAAGGGCGGCCUGAACAAGUUCUUCUUCAGCUUCAGCUUCAAGCUGUGAAGCUGAUUUGCUCGUGCCUUCCCAUGCCGGGAUUAUCCUGAGUUCAUCACCAUCGUUGGUAGGGUUAGCGCGUAAUAAUGGCGGCCAAUCUCUGUGUUCGCUGCUAAUUCGAGACCGUUUCAGUUGCUUCCUUCCCUUCGUUAUUUGCUUCGGUUUAUGUUUUCCAUUCCCUGUUCCAAUAUUGGAUACUACUCAUUUCAACAAUAAUAUCACCAUGACCCCGAUCAGUCGCUGUGCUCUAGAUUUCCUUUUCUUAAUUUUGUAGCCAUUUUUCAAAUGCCAAUAUCUGUGACGUGUUUAGUUCAUUACAGAAUUUAGGUGGGAAUGAAUGUGUUUCGUU
Molecule: messenger RNA, 1259 nt
Organism: Oryza brachyantha (malo sina)
Lineage: Eukaryota; Viridiplantae; Streptophyta; Magnoliopsida; Poales; Poaceae
Exons: 2
Coding region: 470-919 (149 amino acids)
Source: RefSeq, a predicted model, not a curated record